This is a messenger RNA of Pelobates cultripes (western spadefoot toad), 14271 nucleotides long. Lineage: Eukaryota; Metazoa; Chordata; Amphibia; Anura; Pelobatidae. The record is from the annotation of a GenBank genome assembly.
GCUGGGUCUCCGUGUGUUGGUUUUGGCGCGCUGUGGUCAGUCUGCAGACGGAGCUCGGUGAGGGAGGACUUGCCACACAUUACAGUCAACGUUACUGCCAACAUACACCACUCGUCACGGUAAGUACACGGCGGCAUUAACCUCCUCUCUCUCUCCGCCGAGCGCGAUACCGGCCCGGACUGUGACUGGGCUCUGUCCUACUGACCGAGUAUGACACAGCUUAACCCAUAGGGAAUUAUCAGCUACUGCAUCCAUUGCAAAACUGGGACUAAGCUGUGUAAAUAUUAUAUUAUACCCCCCAUAUUACUCUCUGCAAAGAGCACCCUGGGGGGUUGGUAGUUUGGGGACUGUGAGGGCCCCCUGGGGGGUUGGUAGUUUGGGGACUGUGAGGGCCCCCUGGGGGGUUGGUAGUUUGGGGGCUGUGAGGGCCCCCUGGGGGGUUGGUAGUUUGGGGGCUGUGAGGGCCCCCUGGGGGGUUGGUAGUUUGGUGACUGUGAGGGCCCCCUGGGGGGGUUGGUAGUUUGGGGGCUGUGAGGGCGCCCUGGGGGGUUGGUAGUUUGGGCUGUGAGGGCCCCUUGGUAGGGGGGCUGUGAGGGCCCCCUGGGGGGUUGGUAGUUUGGGGACUGUGAGGGCCCCCUGGGGGGUCGGUAGUUUGGGGACUGUGGGGGCGCCCUGGGGGGUCGGUAGUUUGGGGACUGUGAGGGCGCCCUGGGGGGUCGGUAGUUUGGUGACUGUGAGGGCCCCCUGGGGGGUUGGUAGUUUGGGGGCUGUGAGGGCCCCCUGGGGGUUGGUAGUUUGGGGGCUGUGAGGGCCCCCUGGGGGGGGUAGUUUGGUGACUGUGAGGGCCCCCUGGGGGGGUUGGUAGUUUGGGGGCUGUGAGGGCGCCCUGGGGGGUUGGUAGUUUGGGGACUGUGAGGGCCCCCUGGGGGGUUGGUAGUUUGGGGACUGUGAGGGCCCCCUGGGGGGUUGGUAGUUUGGGGGCUGUGAGGGCCCCCUGGGGGGUUGGUAGUUUGGGGGCUGUGAGGGCCCCCUGGGGGGUUGGUAGUUUGGGGGCUGUGAGGGCCCCCUGGGGGGUUGGUAGUUUGGGGGCUGUGAGGGCGCCCUGGGGGGUUGGUAGUUUGGGGGCUGUGAGGGCGCCCUGGGGGGUUGGUAGUUUGGGGGCUGUGAGGGCCCCCUGGGGGGUUGGUAGUUUGGGGGCUGUGAGGGCCCCCUGGGGGGUUGGUAGUUUGGGGGCUGUGAGGGCCCCCUGGGGGGUUGGUAGUUUGGGGACUGUUACUUCCUGUGGAGUGCUAAAGGUGCUCUAAGUGCGGGUCUUGCAUAGAGAAUUAACCCUGCUUUGUGUAACUAACAGUCUGAUCGAGUCUGCAAAAUAUGCUAGAUGUCUACUGAAAGACCAUUAUCUAGUGAUGCAGUGUUUCUCAAUCCAGUCGUCACGGCCCUGCAACAGUCCAGGUUUUGUCAGUAUCUCCAUUGGAAUAGAUAGGGGAAACAUACAUUCUGGAUUGUUGGUGGGCAAUGAGAACUGGUUUGGGAGCCACUGUAUUAAUGAGUAUAACACUAUUUAUGGAUGUUUUAUACAAGGUUAGGUAUGUUGUGUGUGUGUAUGCUUGUAUAUUACACACUCCCAAAAAAAAAAUCUACAUUCAGUUUUAUACUUGAUUCUCACAUCCAAACCAGGUUUUUGUGAACAAUUUCCACCCCCUACUGUUUAAAAUGCAAUGUAACUUUAUUAAAUAUAUUGGUGACCACUAAAAAAAAUGUCUCUAUCUCAGAUGUUUUUUUUAUUAGAAAGUCCCAUUAUUCUGAGACUGUUGGAUUGCGUUUUGAUCCACAUCUGACUGUAAUGUUUGUGUGUUGGUAUAUAUGUAAAUAAGCCAUCUUAAAAACUAAUGGCUUUUGGAUUUUAAUACAAGGGUGAGUUGAUUUAAUUCCUUUCAUGGGUGAUGCGGUUUCUGCUGACCAGCAAAGAAAGAUCACGUGUAUAUGUAAUGCAACAUUUAUAUUACAUCCCCAUUUAUAUACACACACAUACCCUCUCCCUAUCCUAAAAGCUCAAUAAUUAUUUUUUUUAAUUGCUGAGAACACAGCUCUUCGUGAUGGCUUCUUUCAGUAACUUUAUUUUGCGAACGUAAUUCAAGUAAAACAGUUUUUGUGGCUAUUUCAGCAUGGUAGUGUCGACCUUCCCAAUGGAAGUGAAUUGGUUAAUGUCAUGUAGACUGGUUUUUAUCUCUCUUGAUUAAAUUCAUUAACCUGCAUCCUGCCUGCCUGUCUUGUUCAUUAGGUUACAACUGCUCCCCAUUGAUGAUUUAAUCUUGAGCUUCCCUGCAGCUCAUUAGUGUUAAUAGGAUGGUUGGGCUCAUUAGUGUACUCUGUGAGCUUGAGGCUUGUCUUAGCACAACAGAGGAAUGUUGGUGUUCUGCAUGUCUGUGAAAGUGUCCCUGUCUCUCCCCCCUCCUCCCCCCCAAAAUAAGUGUACACUAUUUUAGAACACAGAUUUGUCACAUUUGAGAUGUGCAUCGGUAUAGUUAUGAUCUUUUUGGGGUUUUAGAUCGUAUCAAAUUGACAACUGCUGAUCUGUCAAGUGCUUCUCAGUUUGGUUUUUCUAAACAAAUGCCAGAAGGAAAAGCCCUUUCCACCUACAUACCCUGAUAUCCGUUUGAAUAAGAAAGAUGCCCUCCAAAUACACUGUUAAAUGUUUUAGUUCUAUAACAUUAUCUGAUUCAUGGUGAAAAGUAACCCUGUGUAAUUAGCUAUUCAAUUGGCUCUGUUACUUAUGAGUAUUUUAUAGAGUUGUAAUCUAUAUGAAAUACUGACACUGACUACAUUGAAUUUUUAAUCCAAUUCCAAAUGGCAACAGCCUUGAGGAACGGCUUUGGCUAAGUAUGACUACCUUCCUCUGCACCUUGCGGCUGCCACACUUCAAGCAGAAAUGUCCUUAUACACAAGCACACACUGAUCAGACACAAGAUUAAAACCUAAUAUUGUGUCUAUCUGUUGUGCUGCCAAAACAGCUCUGAUGUAUCGCAGCAUGGACUCCACAAGAACUGGCACCAAGACACUAGCAGCAGAUCCUUUAAGUCUUGCAAGGUGGGACCUCCAUGAAUCAGAUUUGUUCCCGCACAACCCACAGAUGCUAAAUUUGAUUAAGAUCUGGGGAAUUGUGAGGUCAAAUCAACACCUUGAACUUUGUCAUGUUCCUCAAACCAUUUCUGAACAGUUUUUUUUUUUUGUGUGUAUUAUCCUGCAGAAAGGUCAUUGCCAUCAAGGGGUAGACCUAGUCUGCAACAAUCUCUAGUUAGGUGGUACAUAUCAAAGUAGCAUCCACAUGAAUGCCAGGAGCCAAGGUUUCCUAGCAGCACAUUGCCCAGAGCAUAACACUGCCUUCCUAGAUCAGACAACAUUGUUUCAUUGCUCCAUGGUCCAGUUCUGACACGUCCUCACUGAAGGCACUUUUGGCGGUUGACAUGGGUCAUCAUGGGCACUCUGACCAGCCUGCAGCUAUGCAGCACCAUACACCAAAAACUCUGCACUGUGUGUUCUGACACAUUUUUGGCAUGGCCUGCAUUGUUUUUCAUACAUUUGAGCUACAAGACCAUUUGGGUUGAUCCUUGCUCCCGUGUGUAUUGGUGAACCAUGGGUGUCCAUGACCCUGACGCUAGUUCUUUGGCUGACUGUUCACUUGCUGUCUGAUAUAUCCCACCCCUUGACAGCAAUAUAUAAUCAGUGUUCUCCACUUUGCGCCUCAGUGGUUUUAAUUACUAUAUCUCACUCUUUUUUUUUUAUUUUUUAUUUUUUAUUGAAGUGCUACAAAGUAUUUUGUUUUUGAGAAGAUUAAUAAUGAAUGUUUCAGGUAGCGAAGUAGAAUGUGUAAGUACAUAAAGUAUGCUGUCACUGCUAAAAAAAAGUCCUCAGACUUGACGUUCUAUCAACAGCCAAUUUCUCAAUCUAUUCGCCCUUGUUUAUUUUGAACAUGAAGUGCCUGCGUGUGCACAAGGAUACUACAUGCAAUUUUUUAUAUAUCUAUAUCAAUAUAGAUAUAGAAAUAAGAUGUAUAAUAUAUUCAAUAAUAACUUGCAUACACGGAUGUUGUACUGUUCUGUGUAAUAUGUCUUCUGCGCUGUCAUUACCAAACCAGGAGAUGGCAGAGUUCUCUAACCUACUACUAAUAAUGCUUUAAACUCCUAUGAAAGCUCCAAAUUUCUAAUAAGCAGCUAUGAAAAAUAGUGACUCUAAAAUAAAAAAAACUGAGCUUUCUCCAAGUAACUGUAAUAAAACUCUCUAGAGUGAGAAAUAUUUGCAGAGGGGGGAAAAAAGCAUGUGAGAUUCUGCCAAUAUAUAAUGUGAAUGCUUAAAUUUAAACUGUUUCUAAUAUAACCAUUGUUUAUCCCUUUUUCAUCUGUAUUUACUGCAUAGCUUAAAGGGACACUCCAUUUAAAAAAUGGUGGUUGGGGGAGGGUGUGAAAUGGUCCUUUAAUCAUCCUAGUAAUUUUAAUAAGUUGAGGUAGUCAUGAGUUUAACAUUGUUUUAUCAAGAAAGAAGUCAAGAAAUUUUUUCUGUUUUUGUAUGUUGCAUUUCACAGCCAUGCCAAGCACCAGGUCAAAGACUCAAACCUGUAUUGAGUACCCAAAGAAGAAGAAUGCGAGGUCACAAACCCGGGAUAAGGCACAAGGGAAGGGCAUUGUGGACCCUGGAAGCUUUGUGGGAAAUUGUAUUUCUCCUGUCUCAAAGGCCCUUCCCUUGAGUCCCAGAAAGAGGCUUGGUAAGGAUUUCUCCCCUUUCUAUUGCAUCAUAAUUUUUAAAUGGUUUAUAUAUUUAUUUAUAAAGUGGAAUCCACUACAAAUGUUGAACACCACACAGUAGGGACCAUAAUAUGUUUUUACAUUACAAUAAGAUGUGUGCAUAGAGAAAUGCAGAAUAUAAAUUACAAUAUAACCAGAUUUUCUACUUUAUAAGUAAACAAUAGCAAUAGAAUAAAGUGGCAUAAACCAUUUAAAGACAUGGAUAUUGUGUUUUCUGAUGGCGAAAAAUAUAAAUUGGGUAAAUGGCAUAUAGCAACUAACACUAUAUUACGUUUAAAAUAAUUUUAAUCUCUAACAUCUCUUCGCAGGUGAAGAUAAUCUUUGCAACAUCCGUCCUCUAUCUCACUGCUCUCCUCCCAAGUUAAGUCGCAAUGAGAAUGGGAUAGCUAGUCCUGCCAAAGGGAGACGUUUGCUGUUUAAUGAAAACCAAGCUUUAGAAGCACAUACUUCUCCUUUGAAGGAGCAAAAUUCCAAAAUCUCUUCUCCUCUUAGAAGGGAACAAGAAACACCAACCAAUGCAAAUCACCGUAACCUGCAAGAGCGCAAGAGUGUGUGCACGAGACUUUUUAAGCAAGAGGGUAAGUGACACUAAUCUUUUUGGGGAUGUAUCUAAGAAACAUUUUAGUAAAGUUUGUCAACUUGUCCGUACCGGGUGUGACCGGAUUCUCCUACUCCCCAGUGCUCCGCCUUCAUUGCAUGAGUACAUACUGCAUGUUCACGCCAAUCAAUAUUUGGGUAAAGGGAACGUCUCCAGAGGGUGUAGGCUUAUUGUUGGAUUUCGUUUUUGUAAACUGCUUGAAAAUGGUAGGUUCACAACUGAGUGGAGGGAAAGCUGAACUGAAUAUUUAACUUCCUGUGCAGGCUCUUGUUACCAGCAAGCCAAACAUGCUCUGAACACAGCGUUACCAGAGCGUCUCCUGGCCAGAGAGAAAGAGACAACCAUCAUUCAGAACUUCUUGAAGAAACAUGUGUCGUGUGGGAAGCCUGGGAGUUUGUACAUUUCUGGAGCUCCAGGAACUGGCAAAACAGCCUGCCUAAACAAACUGCUGCAAGAGAACCAGGUACAAUGUAAUCCACACUCCAAAGUGGGAGCUAGCACACGUUGGGAAAAUUUUAUAAUAGUUGUUUUCAUUAAUGACAGUGAAUGUAAAAAUGUGGUAAAAUUUGGGCAGACUACAUGGGCCGAAUGGUUCUUAUCUGCCGUCACAUUCUGUUUCUAUGGAUUUAGGACUGACAGAAUAUUAUCUGCUUUUACUGUCUGAACAAAUCCUGAAACUUGACAUGGGAUGGGGUUGCUCUUUUGGCUGGCUAAAUUAGUGUUAUAUGAUGCACUGUUGCAGUCCGUAGAAAGGCUUCAAGGGUUGUUUUGUGCUGUAUUACUUAAUGUAACCUGCACCAGACCUCACCUUGAUACAUUGCAGCAGAUGCACAAUAUUUGCAAUGCUAUGCAUUUAUGUAUGCUGUAUUGGAAAUUGUGGAAGGACCUUAGUGUGUCUAUUUAAGCAGCCCGUUGAAGAUCUGUGCUUACAAAAUUUGCAAUAACACUUUUGUCUCAUGUUUAUUUGUUAGGCUUGUCACCCUACAUGUAAAAUGACUCUAUUUAUUUUAUUGGGGUGAGAUGGGGCAUAUUGUUAUGACAAAUAACUUAUGUAUGUUUUUGCACUUUUAAAAAAUAUAUAUUUUUACAAUUUUACCUCUAAUGCAUUCUGCUUUUUCUGUCCAUUUUCCAGGAUUUAAAACACUGCAAGACUGUGUACAUCAACUGCAUGUCCCUGCACAGCUCCCAGGCAGUCUUUCCAGCUAUAGCAGAAGAAAUUUCAGGAGAAGCGAAAAAUUCUACAGGAAAGGAAAUCAGAAAUCUAGAAAAGCUGGUGACCUCAAAGGGACCCAUCAUGUAUGUACAUAUUCAGAAUUUCCUUUGCAAACUUUAUUUAAAUUUGUGCAAAAAUAGCAUAUUGUGCUAUGUAAAUCAGAGCUUUAACUUUUCAGACAUCUAUAUAGCUGAGGGCAUAAAGAUAUUAAUAGGAAUCAGAAUGCAGUGCAAUAGGGAGUUGGAAUAUGCAUUAUGCUUGUUAGAUUCCUGCUUGGCUUUCGUAUGAAAUUUUUUUUCUGAUUAUUUUUUUUGCUGCUUUUCCCUUCAUGUAGUGUCCUUGUGUUGGAUGAGAUGGAUCAGCUGGACAGCAAAGGUCAAGAUGUUCUCUAUACCGUGUUUGAGUGGCCAUGGCUUCCUAACUCUAGGAUGGUCUUGAUUGGUAGGUACAACAGACUCAGAUUAUUCUACCCUUGUUGCAGUCUAUUUUGUCUAUGGUCUGUCUGAGCGGAGAGUAAUAAGCUGCGUGGUAUGCGGGUUGAUUUUUGUGACUUUGUAGGGUUUAUUGUAUCUUAGUGUCCUCAUGUUCUAGACCGCUAACAGGGCAUUUAUGUGCCUUGACGUGAAAGGUGUAAGCAUCAAGGACAUAGAACGUAAAACGCCCCCUAAUUACCUUUACUUUCCUUCAGUUUUUACACUCAAAGCCUUCGUAUACUUAUGGAGACUUCUGUUCUUCUCUUUGAAAUGUUUUAUGAUUUGCCAACAAAUUUUAUUUGGCUCCCUAUUAACUCUAUUUUGGCCUAAUUUGGGGUCUUAUGUACUGCUACAGGUGUUUUCUGGGUUUUAUAUUGCACAACGGUAAUGGGGCAGGGUUCGCUCCAAACUUAAUGUCCAGUUGGACAUGAUGGUUACAUGUCCAGUUGUGAAGAUGCUUACCAAACGUGUGAGAAUUAAUAUGAAGGAAAAUAACUUCUGGUAAAUUGUUUUCUGUAUAGGCAUUGCAAAUGCUCUGGAUUUAACAGACAGAAUCCUGCCAAGGCUUCAGGCCCAUCCUCACUGCAGGCCCCAGUUGUUGAAUUUUUCCCCAUAUACCAAGGACCAGAUUGCUACAAUCCUGCAGGACAGACUGGCACAGGUAAGGAAUCCCCUUCCAUUCAAAUCUUUCCCCACACCUUGCUUAGUGAGCUUCUGUGGCUAGUUUCAAGGAACAGAUGACAAAAUUAUUGCAGAUGUCCUCACCUACCUUAUUUCUGUUUGCAGGUCUCAGGUGAUCAAGUUCUUGAUAAUGCAGCAAUUCAGUUUUGUGCUCGAAAAGUGUCAGCUGUUUCUGGAGAUGCCCGCAAGGCACUGGAUAUCUGCAGGUGAUUACUGAUGUCACACAUUGCUUUGAAGUCUUAAAUAAAAUGCAUUUUUAUUUAUCACAAAAGUUUCAAGUGUAGGAACACUGAUACAAAGCCACUGGUGUAAGGGGAAUGCAUCGGACAACUUGCAACCUCACACACUCCUAUUUAUUUUGCAUAGGUUCCCAUUGAAUUGAUGUAGCACUAUACCUAGCCAUAUUUCUACAGCUGUACAAUUCAUAGUUUCUAAAAUGAUUUCUCUGUAGCUCAUGCUUGUGACAUGCAAGCUAGCGUACUCUAGAGUUUGUAAUCUAGAAAACAAACAACAAAGUUUGUUCUAGAGCUGCAUGGUUGGCAUUUAGUGGUGCCGCAAUGGUUCUCCCUUUUAAUUUAUGGAGUGUUACACUAUUGCCAUGUGGGAUACAUGCAGAUUUAGAAUAGAAAAGGGGUGUAAUGUCAUCUUCAAUUAAAAUCAGAGUGCCACUAAUGUACCUGAUAUUUAUACAUUUCUAUUUGGUUUUUCCACACUUGUAGGAGAGCAGUAGAAAUUGUGGAAUCGGAUGUGAGGAGCCAGACCGUCCUGAAGCCUCUGUCUGAAUGUAAGAACAUGGUUAUCUCCAUAUUUUAGCUCUUAGUUUUUUCUUUUUACCCCUCUGGAGAAAUAAGAGGAAUUGUUUUUGGUGGUUUUUUUUUUUUCCCUCUUCUUGUUCUGGGAUAGGAUUUUGUGUGGGUUUAUUUUCCCCUAGUUUCUGACUUUUCUCUGGCCUAUAGUGCACACUCCUUUCACAAAUAUUUUGUAAGUUUUAAAAAGAUCUAUAUCAAUUGGGGUGAUAUUAGUUGUUUUAGUCCUAAUUCAUUUUCUAAGCUGCUUGAAACUUAUUUUAAAGAAUACCUAUUCAUAUUAUCGUGUUAUCCAAAUUGUCAUUAUACAGCGAUACAUGGUUUUUCAUACAUAAUGUGAGUCUUGCAAGUAGCAUGCAGACUUGCUUGAGCUUGGAAAAUAUGGAAGCGCCUAAUCUGACUUCAUACCUUUUUGCUUAUAGCUCUUUGUGUUUAAUUUGGCUGAUAUCGGCUAUUUAGGAGAAUGAAAGGACCAUUCUGCAUAUGCAGCCCUAUGAGUUUAAUCUUUGGUUAUUUGACAACUUAUAACAGGAUACCUUUUGGCAAUGAGACUUUUAUUUUUGCUAAAAUUAUAACCAUUGCUUUUGUAUUCUAAGUUACUGUUGGAUGGGAAGCAAUUGUUUACUAAAAGCACUACAGUGGUUUUAUUAACCCCUUAAAACCGGAGGACGUACAAUUACGCCCUCUAAUAGGCGGCUCUAAACGCCGCCGGGCGUAAUUGUACGCCCUCCGGUUUUUGUUAACUUACCCGGUCGCCGGCGGUCCCACGCCGGCGAUCGCGGUUGGGGGGACUCCCAGGGAGCCCCCACGCGGCACUCGUCCAUCCUCGUCGAAGGGCCAUGUGAGAGUGGGGUCCUAGCGAGGACCCCACAAUCACAUGGCCGGGGAUAGCUGGCUUCUGUAUUGCCGGCAGGGGGGCUGCCUGUAAUGACAGGUGGUCCCCCUGCUGGCUGAAAAUAAAAUAAAAAUAAGUUAAUGGUGUAAAAAAAAAUAAUUAUAUAUACUUAGAUCAUAUAUAUAUAUUAUAUAUAUAUGAUAUAUAUAUAUAUAUAUAUAUAUAUAUAUUUUAUAAUAUAUAUAUAAUAUAUACAUACACACACAUACAUAUACAUACACCGUCUAGGUGUAUUUUACUAUUAAUAUAUAUAUAAUUAUAUAUAUUAAUAUCAAAUUACACGUAGACUGAUACUGAUUAAAUAUAUAUAUAAUUAUUGUUAUAUAUAUAUUUAUAUAUAAUAUAAAAAAAAUAAAAAUGUAAAUACGUUAAAAAAUAAAAUUAAAAAAAUAAUUAAAAAUAAAUAAUUAAAAAAUAUAUUUAGAUGUGUGUUAUUUCGUUCUAACUGUUUUGUGAAAUUAAUAUAUAUAUAUCAAAAUACACGUAGAACGAAAUAAUAUAUAUCUAUAUACAUAAAUAUAUACGUAUAUAUCACUAUAUAUACCUAUAUAUAAAUAAAAAUAUUUUAAAAAAAAUUAUAUAGAUAUAUACAUAUAUAUACACAUAUACAUAUAUAAAACAAGAGGGGGUUGGCUGCACUCACCUUAACAUGCAUAAAUGGGGGUGCUGCUGGGGGCCAAAUAAUACAAUACACAAGAUCCAGCGCACUCACCUAUCCACUAAACAGCAACUUCAAAGUUGAAAGAUUUUAUUAGUGUUUUUUUAAAAACACCUAAUCUAGGCAAAAAUAAUGGGGGUUUAGUUACAUUAUAUGAUCAUACAUUGCAUAAGCCUGCCACAACGUCAAUGUACCCCAUCUUUGGCAGGUCCUACACUAACAGCCUAAUGUCUGCUCUUAUGAGAUUAACCUACUUGGGGAAAAAAAUUUCAUCUGGGGCUCUCUGCAGUACAAGGCUAAAUAGGGCCCUGGGAUGAGGCACCUGUGACAGGGAGGGGUGCAAAACCAAGGAGUUGGCUAGACUCCCAAAUAUAUAUAAAACAAGAGGGGGUUGGCUGCACUCACCUUAACAUGCAUAAAUGGGGGUGCUGCUGGGGGCCAAAUAAUACAAUACACAAGAUCCAGCGCACUCACCUAUCCACUAAACAGCAACUUCAAAGUUGAAAGAUUUUACAUAUACAUAUAUUAAUUCUACAUAUAUAUUUAUGUAAUAUUUUUACAUAAUUAGGUAUCUUAAUUAAUUACAAUUAGCAGGACCUGCCUGACAACCUAUGCCAAAAGUAAAGGGAAUUUAAUUUGCUAGCACUAUAUUUAACCCUAUAACUUUCCAAGACACCAUAAAACCUGUACAUGGGGGUACUGUUCUACUCGGGAGACUUCGCUGAACACAAAUAUUAGUGUUUCAAAACAGUAAAAUGUAUUACAACGAUGAUAUCGCCAGUAAAAGUGAAGUUUUUUGCAUUUUUCACGCACAAACAGCACUUACACGGACAUAUUAUUGCUGUGAUACUUUUUACUGUUUUGAAACACAAAUAUUUGUGUUCAGCGAAGUCUCCCGAGUACAACAGUACCCCUCAUGUACAGGUUUUAUGGUGUUUUCAAAAGUUACAGCGUCAAAUAUAAGGCUUGCGUUUCAUUUUUUUCACAUUAAAAUUCGCCAGAUUGGUUACGUUGCCUUUGAGACCCUAUGGUAGCCCAAGAAUGAAAAUUACCCCUAUGAUGGCAUACCAUUUGCAAUAGUAGACAACCCAAGGUAUUGCAAACAGGGUAUGUCCAGUCUUUUUUAGUAGCCACUUAGUCACAAACACUGGCCAAAAUUGGCAUUUUUUGCAUUUUUCACACAAACAGAUACUAACGCUAACUUUGGCCAGUGUUUGUGACCAAAUGGCUACUAAAAAAGACUGGACAUACCCCAUUUGCAAUACCUUGGGUUGUCUACUAUUGCAAAUGGUAUGCUAUUAUGGGUGUAAAUUUCAUUCCUGGGCUACUAUACAGUCUCAAAGGCAACGUAACCAAUCUGGCGAAUUUCAAUUUCAAAUGUAAUGUGCUAUAUUUGACCCUGUAACUUCCCAAAACGCCAUAAAACCUGUACAUAGGGGGUACUGUCUUACACGUGAGACUUUACUGAAUAUAAAUAUGUGUAUUUUAUUGCAGUAAAAGCAAACAGUAUUAUGACAUUGACCGUUAAAAUGUCAUGUAGAACUAAAAAAAUCCAAAAAACGUAUUUUCUCCCAUUUUUUUCAUAUUAAAUUAUGUUUCAUAGCUAAAUAUUUGAUAUUAAAUGAAAGCCCUGUUUCCCCUGAAUAAAAUGAUAUAUAAUAAGGGUGGGUGCAUUUACUAUGAAAGAGGUGUAUUACGGUUGGACAGACAUGUAGCGCAAAUGCCAGGUUUUGUUUACAUUUUGUUUUGUUCACAAUGUGUACAUUUGGCUCCGUCCUUAAGGGGUUAAGUUUAGCAUUGCAUAAUUUUCAUUUUUUACAAAUAUUCGAAACUACUUUGUGUAAAUAUUGACUAAUGAUAUCUGGUUAAUGCAAUUGUUUCCAAUGUGUAUUAAACUUCUUCCUGUUUCUUUUACUUGCUCUCCCAGGCCUGUCCCCUAAAAAAGCUAUGUGUCCUGUCCCAAAGAAGGUCAGCUUGCCCCACAUCUCCCGUGUUAUUUCAGAUGUAUAUGGUGACAAAAUGGUUGCUAAUGGGGGAUCAGCUGAAACAUUUCCACUGCAACAGAAACUGGUAGUGUGUGCGCUUCUGCUAAUGACACAACAUAGCAAGAUUAAAGAGGUUACUCUGGGCAAGGUAUGUUGGAUUCUGUCUGAACACGGCACUCAUUAAAGUAGAAUAGGUUUAUUUAAACAGCCAAGCCACUGACCCUAACCUAAUUAUUUUUUUUUCCAUUUUAUAGCUGCACGAGGCUUAUAGUAAGGUGUGUCGCAAGCAACAAAUGCCAGCAGUGGGCCAAUCUGAAUGCCUGUCCCUUUGCCAACUCCUGGAAACUAGAGGAAUUUUGGGUCUAAAGAAAGCCAAAGAGACGCGACUUACAAAGGUAUUAUAAACUUUUUUUUUGCUUGAGGUGAUAUCAGUUUGUUAUAAUGUUGAUCAGCACUUAUCCACGCACUCUGUAACCAUAUUGUUUAACUCCCUUCAGUACCAAUGACUGUUCAGGAACGUCAUCUGAAACCUCCCCUUGAGGACCGAUGACAGUCCUAAACAGUCAUAACGGAAAUAUGGGUAGGGGGGGGAGGGGGUACUGUUUUACUCAGACUUUGCUGAACACAUUUGUUUCGAAUCAGUAAAACCUAUCACAACGAUGAAAGUGAACGUGAUGGUUUUGCAUUUUUCACACACAAAUGGCACUUUCACUGAUAUCAUUGUGAUACGGUUUACUGUUUUGAAACACUAAUAUUUGUAUUCAGCCAAGUCUCCAAAGUAUAACAGUACUCCCCAUGUACAGGUUUUUUGUUUUUUUUUCCAUUGAAAUUUGCCAGAUUGGUUGUUUCCUUUUGAGACCAUAUGGUAGCCCAGAAAUGAGAAUUACCCCCAUGGCAUCCCAUUUGCAAAAGACAACACAAGGUAAUGCAAAUGGGGUAUGUUCAGUCUUGUUUAGUAGCCACCUAGUCAAACACUGGCCAAAGUUAGCGUUUAAUUGUUUUUUGUUUUUUUUAAACAAACAAAUAUAAAUGCUAACUUUGGCCAGUGUUUGUGACUAAGUGGCUACUAAAAAAGACUGGACAUACCCCAUAUUGAAUACCCUUGGUUAUCUACUUCAAAAAAUAUGUACAUGUGAGGUGUGAUUCAGAGAUUUAUGACAGAUAACAGUGUUACAAUGUCACUAUUGAUAAAUUUUAAAAAUCUAUAUUUUGAAACUGCAAUUAUUUGGCCCUAUAACUUGCAAAAAAGCAUGUUAACAAUGGGUGUUUUUAAACCCAGGAUAAAUUUUUGAAUCUAUUUAGCAGUUUUUUUCAUUAGCUUUUGUAGAUGAGAGAUUUUUUUCAAGUAAAAGUCAAACUUUUUUACUCUUCAAUAUUUCACCAUAUUAAAAAAAAAUUAAAUGUUUUUUAAAGUAAAUUAGAUGACAUGAUACAAAAAAUAGUAUGUAAAGAAAGCCCUUCUUGUCCUGAAAAAAGAAAUAUAAUGUGUAUGGGAACCGUAAAAGAGCGGAAAAUUACAGCUAAACACAAACACCACAAAAGUGGUAAAACAGCCCUGGUCCUUAACGUACAUCAUGGCCAAAACAGUCCGGUCCUCAUGGGGUUAAACUCUUCUCAAUACUGAGUAACUUUUUGUUUCUUUAUGCAGGUAUCUCUGAAGAUCGAGGAGAAAGAUGUUGAGCACGCAUUCAAAGAUAAAGCCUUAAUCGGAAAUGUUUUACAUGCAGGUCUUUAAAUGUCACAUCCAACCUUGAAUUGAAGAGGUUGCUGUAAAUUUUAUGUAAUGUCUUAACCAUUUUUUACACUUUUUUUAAAAAGCCCCUUCUCUGAAAGCAACUUGUAUUAAAUGCUGUGACGACCAUGUAUUCCUCUGAUGGGGCACUCAUGUAAUGUUGGCUCACAUGACAAACUGUCUAUUUAAUAGCAUGUUUUCAUAUCAGACCAUAUUGUGUAUGUGUAUAUACUUUUUAAUGACAGAGAAAUUGGGCAACUCAUGCAAUGCUGCUGCGUAUAGUGUUUCAUUUUAAGGUUAUUUAAAUUUGCUACAAGCCAUAGCAGAUGAUAUUUUGGUAUCUGUAAGGUACGGUUUAGAUUUUUAAAAUCAGAGUUUUUAUGUACUCUAAAAUCUUUUAUUCAAUCCAAACCUCUUUUAAUAAACAUGAG